AUGCCCCUGCGCUCAGCCCCAGAAGGUCCCGGAUGUGCCGUUUGCCCACCUCCAUCUUGGAAGGCCCGCACAGCCGAGCUUUCGUCUGAAGGGGGCCGCGGGACCUCAGCAGGAGGAGGAGUCCCAGGCCAGUGGUCAGGUGAGGCUUCUGCGGAAGGGCUGGGGAACCUUCCACGGCACAGAGAGGAGCCCCUGCCCCGCCUGUCCGUGCUUAGGUCCCGGAGGGCCCAGGCAGGGCCGUCGGCUUCCUUGUCCAGGGUGUCAGGGGCCGGGAACCUCGGCCUGAGGGACGCAGCCUCGCGUGAGCGGAAGGGAGAAGGUUCGGAACACAAAAGAGGACUUGGAGGAGGGCUGAGGGUCCCCCUCAGGCCCAUGGGAUUCCAGCGCCUACAGUCCUGGUCACACUUGUACCUGCUGCUUCUGACCAGAGUCAUCAUGUUUCAUUCUCCAGAGCAUCCAUGCCUCAGCCUUGAGGAAGACUUUCAAGCCCUGAUGGAGGUUGAGGACUUGCUGGGUGCACAGGUUCCCACAGCUGAGGAGGAGGAGGAGACUUCCUCUGUUUCCUCCUCUUCUUUCAGGUUUUCCUUCCCCUCCACCUCCUCCGGCUCUUCCUCUCCUCUGUUUCUGGGCACACUGGAGGAGGAGGAGGUGUCUGAUGCUAGGAUAUUGAGUAUUCCCCAAAGUCCACCCCAAAGGCCUCAGAGCUCCUGCCCCUCCUCCAUUUCAUGUAGCGCAUCAGAUGAAGACUCCAGCAGUCUAGGAGAGGGAGAUACAAGUGCCUGGCAGGUCCAGCCAGACACUGAAUUCUUGCUCAGAUAUGAGUUAGAUGAGAAUGUAGCUGAGUUGAUAAAGUUUCUGCUCCUCAAAUAUCAAGCAAAGGAGCCCAUCACAAAGGCAGAAAUGCUGAAUACUGUCAUUAACGAGUACGAGGACCACUUUCCUAUGAUCUUCAGGAAAGCCCGUGAUUUCAUAGAGCUUGUUUAUGGCAUUUCUAUGACAGAAGUGGACCCCAGCAACCACUCCUAUGUCUUUGCCAACACGCUAAAGCUCACGUAUGACGGAGUGCUGAGCAAUGACCAGGGCAUGCCCAAGACCAGCCUCCUGAUACUUACCCUGAGCGUGAUCUUCGUUAGGGGCAACUGCGCCCCUGAGGAGGACAUCUGGGAAGUGCUGAGUAGUUUAGGGGUGUAUGCUGGGAGGGAGCACUUCAUUUAUGGCGAACCCAGGAAGCUCAUCACCACAGAUUUUGUUCAAGAAGAAUUUCUAGAGUACCGGCAGGUGCCCAACAGUGAUCCUGCACGCUACGAAUUCCUGUGGGGUCCAAGGGCCUACACUGAAAUCAGCAAGAGGAAAGUGCUGGAGUUCUUGGCCAAGCUAAAUAGUGUCGUCCCUAGUUCCUUUCCAAGCUGGUACAAGGAUACUUUGGCAGAUGUGGAAGAGAGAGCCCAUGCCAUCAUUGAUGCUGCAGAUGCUGCCUCUGCCAUGGCCAGUGCAAGCUCCAUUGUCACGUCCAGCAGCUUCUCCCACCCUGAGUGA
Messenger RNA from Cynocephalus volans (Philippine flying lemur), 1536 nucleotides. Its product is annotated as melanoma-associated antigen 10-like. Gene Ontology annotation, biological process: negative regulation of transcription by RNA polymerase II. The transcript has 3 exons. Gene Ontology annotation, cellular component: nucleus. Gene Ontology annotation, molecular function: histone deacetylase binding. The record is from RefSeq and is a predicted model, not a curated record. Lineage: Eukaryota; Metazoa; Chordata; Mammalia; Dermoptera; Cynocephalidae. The coding region runs from base 1 to 1536 and encodes 511 amino acids.